This is a messenger RNA of Limulus polyphemus (Atlantic horseshoe crab), 1273 nucleotides long. RefSeq names its product vascular endothelial growth factor A-A-like. Gene Ontology annotation, cellular component: membrane. Gene Ontology annotation, molecular function: growth factor receptor binding; growth factor activity. The coding region runs from base 265 to 1011 and encodes 248 amino acids. Lineage: Eukaryota; Metazoa; Arthropoda; Merostomata; Xiphosura; Limulidae. The record is from RefSeq and is a predicted model, not a curated record. Gene Ontology annotation, biological process: positive regulation of cell population proliferation; positive regulation of protein autophosphorylation. The transcript is spliced from 6 exons.
ACGCAAUUCACUACUGGUCCGAUUCAAGGAGCACGUGGACUAGUUAAACGGUUGCAUAUGAUAUAUAUAAACGAGAGAGAAAGCGCUCAGAAAACAAGAAUAAGAAGCUGAAUCUACAUAGAUACGAACGCGACCUCUUGUUACUGACGUUGUUUCUUUGAACAUUAAGUUAAUUAAACGCGAGGAGGACGCGUUUCUACAGCAAUAACGCGUAUUUAGGAUAAGCUGAGACAUAUACACACCCCAGUCUGCAACAAAACAUUCAUGUAUCUCAUAGUGUUGCUUGUGCUGCUUACCGCCACUUUCAUCAACGUUUACGCUGAUGACUACGACGUCGUUUUAUUCCCAGAUUCGGUUGAAAUAUCCGGAAAUCCAUUAACAUCAAACGAUUUAACGAUUCCAGAAUCUUUACUCAUCAGAAUGAGCAGUGUUAAGAAUUUCACUCAAUUCAUGAAUGACUUUUUGACGAACGUUCCUUACAUCUAUGGAAGACAUGGACACAGCAACACGCCAACUCCACCCGCAGUCUGCGAACCACACCCUGAGAUAGUUGAGCUUCCCAAGUCUUUUGACCCGUUGCUGGUGACCUGGCCUCGGUGCAUAAGACUUAAAAGAUGUAGUGGCUGUUCUACAAGCUCCUUACUCACCUGUGUUCCGACGAAGAUUAAGACGGUUUCAAUAACGGUACUGAAGGCCAAAUAUUCUGAAUCAGGAAGUGAAAAGUUUGAUUUCCAGAGUCACGAAACAGUUAAGCUCGAGGAGCAUGAAAAGUGUUCGUUUCAAUGUAAGGAGAAAGCUUCAGACUGUUCGAGCCAACAGAUUUAUAAGGAAGACGAAUGCCGUUGCGUUUGUAAAAAUCAACAUAGAUCUGGCAGCUGUCAUAAGGACCAAAUCUGGGACUCCGAGGUCUGCGAGUGUAAAUGUAAGAACUAUUCUAAGUGUUCAACAGGGCUCUAUUUUAACACACGGACUUGCAGAUGUGACACUGUCAGUUUACUAUGGAGUUUUUAACCCUAGCCAGACGUCGCUUUGGAGUCCAGUGAGACUUUUUGAUUUGAAGUAAAACUACCUGGUUUUACAAACUCCUUACAUAGUUAAUAAACAUACAGUGUAUUUACUAGUUUUAUACAUAUUUUACUAUUAAUUAUGACCAAUGCUGUUUAUGUUCAAUAUCAGUCUAGAAUACUUGCUACAAGGAACUGUUUCACAAAACGUGAGUUUCAAUAAAUUAUUAUAAUCUUUUCAGUCACCAAAUGUUGUUCUUUGUUAUUUU